This is a messenger RNA of Saprolegnia diclina VS20, 451 nucleotides long. RefSeq lists its product as hypothetical. The annotation marks the transcript as partial. Lineage: Eukaryota; Oomycota; Saprolegniomycetes; Saprolegniales; Saprolegniaceae. The transcript has a single exon. The record is from RefSeq and is a predicted model, not a curated record.
AUGUUCACGCGCAUCUCGCUUCUCCUCGCCCUCGCUGCGUCGGCGACGUCGACUAUCUCGACCGGCACGUGCUCGUGGGGAUCCAAGAACGCCGUGUCCUCGGUGAUCGUCCAAGCCAACUGCAACGCCGGCGACAGCGACAGCGAAACGAUUUCAUUGCCGGGCAAGACCACCGUAGCGCUCACGAUGACGCUGAAGAGCCCGGUUGGCGGCUCGUACACCAACGCGACGUCGUUUGCCGCCAAGGUCAAAGUCUUUGGGACCAAGAAGAUUUCCUCCAAGAACGGCGACGGGCCGUACCACGUCCCCAAAGCCAACGACGAGUACGCGGGCUGGAACCGUCGCACGACCGACGCUGCGAACGACGGCGCCUCGAGCGGCUACGACGCUGACAAUGCGUAUGAAUCGAACAACGAUUACUUUGACAACGGCGGCUACGGUGCCGACAAGG